AUGGGGAAUUUAAUCUCUUGCUCGAUAUCCUGUGAUGUGUGGAUGGAUAAAAUCUCUCAAUGGCUAGACAAGAAAGUUGGUUAUAUUCACGAUCUUGAGAAGAAUCUCGCCACUCUGGAGAACAGCAUGGUUAAGCUCAAGGCUAAGCGGAAUGAUUUAUUACGAAAGGCCACAAGAGAGGAGGAUAAAGGUGGACAAAGGCUUGGAAGAAUUCCAGAUGACAUAUGGGAGAAGGUGGAUUUAACAGAGAUUGGAGUCCCAUUUCCAGCACCAGAAAACCGAUGCAAAGUAGUCUUCACCACUCGUCGCCAAGACGUAUGUUGGACAAGAAACAUUAGGAAGCGAUCCAGAGAUCCCCAAGCUUGCAAAAGAGUUGCUAGAAAAUGUGGUGGCCUUCCAUUGGCGCUCAAUGUCAUAGGGGAGACCAUGUCAUGCAAGAAGACGGUGGAAGAAUGGCGUCACGCUAAAAUGUUUUGA
Messenger RNA from Microthlaspi erraticum, 477 nucleotides. The record is from the annotation of a GenBank genome assembly. Lineage: Eukaryota; Viridiplantae; Streptophyta; Magnoliopsida; Brassicales; Brassicaceae.